Arachis duranensis is the source of this 2306-nucleotide messenger RNA. RefSeq names its product pentatricopeptide repeat-containing protein At1g31430. The coding region runs from base 302 to 2140 and encodes 612 amino acids. The record is from RefSeq and is a predicted model, not a curated record. Gene Ontology annotation, biological process: RNA modification. The transcript is spliced from 2 exons. Gene Ontology annotation, molecular function: protein binding; RNA binding. Lineage: Eukaryota; Viridiplantae; Streptophyta; Magnoliopsida; Fabales; Fabaceae.
AUUGCGGCAAUGCCAUGGCGGUAAUGGCAGGUUUAGGUUGCAUUUUUUUGUUUUUUAAAAUUUGAGGGUUAUUUUGGUAAUUUGGAAAACCCAGAACAGAUAUCACCUUUUCACAGAAUCCCCUGUGGCGCUGCUGGAAGAACCACCGGCGGCGCGCCACCAUCCGGCUCCAACUCUCCCGUUCUCUCUGCUGCUGGAGGCGCAGUUCGAAGCUAUCGCCGAGACGGACGCGCCAUCUCCUACGCAGCUCCAGUCUGUUCCCUUUUUUCUGUAACUCAAUGUGUUGCUACUUGCCCAAGUCAUGUUAAACAAUGCAGCAAAACUAAUGAAGGGAAUAUGUAUUUCCCUUCUCAAAUGCUGUAAAAGUAUGUCCCAGCUCAAGCAAAUACAGACCCCGAUAUGUACUGUGGGUUUACAGCAAGACAGGCACACCCUGAACAAGCUCAUGGCCUUUUGCGUCCACUCAUCUGUUGGAGACUUUCACUAUGCACACAGAAUCUUCAACCAUAUCCACGAGCCUAGUUUGUUUGUAUACAAUAUCAUGAUCAAAGCACUUGUGAAAAGGGGUAGUUUUAGAGAGGCCGUAUCUCUCUUUGGGCGAAUGAGGUAUGAUGCCAUGUCACCGGAUAAUUAUACGUAUCCUUAUGUUUUGAAGGCUAUUGGUUGCAUUGGAGAGGUUCAUGAAGGGGAGAAGGUUCAUGCCUUUGUGGUCAAGACUGAACUGGAGUCUGAUCCAUAUGUUUGUAACUCACUGAUGGAUAUGUAUGCUGAAUUGGGUAAAGUUGGUUGUUUCAAACAGCUAUUUGAUGAAAUGCUUGAGAGAGACACAGUUUCUUGGAACAUCAUGAUUGCAGGAUAUGCAAGGUGUGGGAAAUUCCAAGAUGCUAUUGAUGUUUUUCAGCAAAUGCAAAAAGAAAGCAAUGAGAAGCCUAAUGAAGCCACAGUUGUAGGUACUCUGGCAGCUUGUUCAGCAUUGAAAAAUAUCAAAGUUGGCAUGGAAACUCAUAAUUAUAUUAAAAAAGAACUAGAUUUAACGGCCAAAAUAGGGAAUGCAUUGUUAGAUAUGUAUUGUAAGUGUGGGUGUUUGAGUGAAGCACAGAAAAUUUUUUAUGAGAUGCCAGGAAAAAAUGUGAAUUGCUGGACUACUAUGGUAGCUGGGUAUGUAAAUUGCGGUCAGCUGGAUGAAGCUCGAGCUUUGUUUGAGAGAAGCCCCUCUCGGGAUAUUGUUCUUUGGACUGCUAUGAUUAAUGGGUAUGUGCAAUUUAAUCGUUUUGACGAGGCAAUUGCAUUAUUUCAGGAGAUGCAAAACAUAGGAAUCAACCCAGACAAGUUCAUUUUGGUCAGUCUCCUUACUGGUUGUGCUCAAUUGGGGGCUCUAGAGCAAGGCAAGUGGAUUCAUAAUUACAUAGAUGAGAGCAGAAUCAAAGUCGAUGCCGUGGUUGGUACUGCACUGAUUGAAAUGUAUGCUAAAUGUGGUUAUAUAGAGAAAUCUUUGGAGGUUUUUUACGGAUUGAGGCAAAAGGAUACUGCGACAUGGACUUCAAUUAUUUAUGGGCUUGCCAUGAAUGGUAGGGCAAGCAAAGCUCUUGAGCUAUUUGAAGCAAUGGUAACAUUUGGGGCAAGACCGGAUGGGAUUACCUUUAUUGCUGUGUUGAGUGCAUGUUGUCAUGGAGGAUUGGUAGAAGAAGGCCGUAAAUAUUUUCAUUCCAUGAAAAGAAUAUAUCUUGUUGAGCCAAAAUUAGUACACUACGGGUGUUUCGUUGACCUUCUUGGUAGAGCUGGACUAUUAGAUGAAGCGGAGGAGUUGAUAAAGAAGUUUCCAGAUCAAAACAGUGAGAUGAUAGCUCCACUUUAUGGUGCUUUGCUAAGUGCCUGCAGACUUCAUGGCAAUAUCGAUAUGGGUGAAAGGCUUGCUAUGGCACUAGCAAAAGUUAAAUCUAGUGAUUCGAGUCUUCAUACACUUCUUGCUAACAUUUAUGCUUAUGCUGACAAAUGGGAAGAUGUGAGCAAGGUGAGAAGUAAGAUGAAAGACAUGGGAAUAAAGAAGGUUCCAGGAUGUAGUGCUAUUGAGGUCAAUGGGAACAAGGGUACAGCGUGGUCGCUUUCCCAUUUUACAGCCAAUAGUGGUCUUCCUACAUGAGAUAGCUAAUCAGCAAUUCGUCUGAUAACCUAUAAACGUGUGGGUAAUUUUGCUCAAAUGAUCUUCAUGUGUAAAAUUGUUAAAUUUUUUGCUCUUAAAUCCCACAAGUGAGUUGCACAUUGAAUAUUGAAUUCAUAUAAUGCUACAAAAAUAUGCAAUUAUGUAA